This is a messenger RNA of Astyanax mexicanus (Mexican tetra), 591 nucleotides long. RefSeq lists its product as uncharacterized. The record is from RefSeq and is a predicted model, not a curated record. The coding region runs from base 25 to 453 and encodes 142 amino acids. The transcript has 4 exons. Lineage: Eukaryota; Metazoa; Chordata; Actinopteri; Characiformes; Acestrorhamphidae.
GAUGAAGAGGACUGGUAUUAUGGGAUGGCAGGAAUAGGCGUGGCAGUGCGGCUUCACGAGUUUAAGGAAAGUCGUGGUGCCAACCAACAUUAUGGGUCAGCAGAGGGAGACAAACCAGUGUUGCGGCAGGGCAGAGAUGUGAUUGGACUGUAUCCUGGACAGCUGGCGAGAGUUCACACCAUCCACUCCCCACUUUACAGACCGAGGAUGAGGUCAGUGAAGGGUUCACCCCGUCCGGAGAAACUGGAGGAACGAUAUCAGCGAAACUUUGACCUUCUCACACUUCAGACCCUGGAUCAGUCCACAGCCGUGCAGAGAGCGACACACACUCCUCACACACACUCAACACACUCCACCACUUACCGGGAGGAGUUCGGACGCCAGUCAUGUUUUUACCCUCCUGAUGACACCAAAUUCACCCUACGUUCCUGCCCUGCUCCUCUAGACUGCUGAAACAGAACAUCAGCAACCAAAUCACCAAAUUAAAACACUUAAAACACUCAAAUCCCAGGUCAUGCUGCUUCUCCAUCAGCAGCCGGAGUCCGAGAGAGAGUACACUUGACCAUGCUCAUGGGAAAAGAGGCAUACGCU